AUGGACCAACAACUGAUUCGCAACUUUUUUUUCUCUUUUGGUUCCACACCAGAGAUGGGAAGAAGGAGGCGUCCAGAAUUGAAUAGUUGUGUGAGUUUUUUUCGAAGAUGGAGAGAGAGAAUGGAAGUUUUCGAGUUUCGAAGAAGAGCUAGUGGCUACUAUUUUGACACGGCUUCAAUUGAUUUCGUUCCGUUCUUUUUUUUUGGGAAAAAUAGGAGAACGAAUUUUUAA
Messenger RNA from Caenorhabditis briggsae, 231 nucleotides. Lineage: Eukaryota; Metazoa; Nematoda; Chromadorea; Rhabditida; Rhabditidae. The coding region runs from base 1 to 231 and encodes 76 amino acids. The record is from RefSeq and is a predicted model, not a curated record. The transcript has a single exon.